Molecule: messenger RNA, 513 nt
Organism: Cetraspora pellucida
Lineage: Eukaryota; Fungi; Glomeromycota; Glomeromycetes; Diversisporales; Gigasporaceae
Source: the annotation of a GenBank genome assembly
AUGGGUAGAUUGCACGAAUAUCAAGUCAUUGGUCGCAAACUACCAAGUCAAAAAGAUCCAGUACCAAGUCUUUAUCGUAUGAAGCUUUUUGCUCCUAACGAAGUUGUAGCAAAAAGUAGAUUUUGGUAUUUUUUAACAAAACUUAAAAAGGUCAAAAAAGCUGCCGGUGAAAUCGUUUCUAUUAAUGAGAUAUUCGAGAAAAGGCCAGUACAAAUCAAGAAUUAUGGUAUAUUUCUUCGAUAUGAUUCUCGUUCCGGUACACAUAACAUGUAUAAAGAAUAUAGAGAAAUGACUAGGUACGGCUCUUUGUCUAACCAAGACAUGGCCGCUCGUCACCGUGCUAGAUUUUCAUCCAUUCAAAUUAUACGAGUUGCGGAUUUAAAAACUUCUCAAGUGAAACGUCCAUACAUCAGACAACUCAUUGAUCCGAAACUUAAAUUCCCUCUUCCUCAUCGAGUUGUUCGUGGUAAUAGGUCCACAUUUUUAGCUAAACGACCUUCUACAUUCUAUUAA